Messenger RNA from Anastrepha obliqua, 1830 nucleotides. RefSeq names its product nuclear factor 7, brain. The transcript is spliced from 2 exons. The record is from RefSeq and is a predicted model, not a curated record. NCBI's taxonomy places the organism in Eukaryota, Metazoa, Arthropoda, Insecta, Diptera, Tephritidae. The coding region runs from base 367 to 1530 and encodes 387 amino acids.
UUUCUUCAGAAAAUUUUGCUUUCAAAUCAAAUAAAAACAAAAUCAUAAAACAGUUUUGUACUAAUUUUCUUCAGUUAAUUUAUUUGUAGUCCUAUACAAAUAUAUUUUUUCAAGUUAAACGAAAUUUAGUUAGACAUCGACGCCAAAAACAAACAGAAAAAAGACAAUAAUAACAACAACAACAACAACAGUAAUUAUACCAAACUCAAGCACUUGAAGUAGUCAACAGUCAACAAUAAAAGGAAACAUACAAAGCGAGGCAUAGAAAAUUUGUCAACCAUUUGACAGGCCGGAUCCGAUCGAGAUUUGAGAGUUGACUAAACAGUCACACUAAUAGGCAUCGUCGGCCAAUAGGCCGCAAGAAUCAUGAAUAAUAUGGCUGACGAUAAUAACAAUAUUAUAAUAAAUAAUACCUACAAUCGUAACAAUAACAUAAAUUAUAGGAAUAGUCCCAACUACAGCAAUAGCCGGAUUAGCCGCAGCGGCAGUGCCACUAGCGAUUCGAAAAAAUUGGCCAAGAACAAAGCAACCGGACUCAGCGGCGGCGGCGGCGACGACAACGCCGAUGUUAGUGCGAGUAAAAGCGAUCGCUGCGUUUUAUGCCUGGACGAGAAACGCUCUCCUGUACGCAUCACAUGCGGCCACUCUUUCUGCAAUGAAUGUCUGGAUGUCUACAAGUCGUAUCAGAAAUACGCCUGGGCCAAUCGUUGUCCCAUAUGCCGCGGUUCGCUGAAGGAGAAACGACGCUCAGUCAAGCGAAAGCAUUCAGAAGCAAAUAUCGCCACAGCCACUACCUCAACUAGCGUGCCUAGCGGCAGCAGUCGUUUUGCGCCAACUCGUUCGCGCUUGAAUGCAACAUCAGCUACUAUAGCAGCAGCCACGGCAGCUGCGGCAACAGCCACUGUCACAGCACUCUCUGAAUCAGCUGCCAGCGCAUCUGCCGAGCAAAUCUACCUCUUGGAGGAAUAUAUGGCAAUGGCUGUUGAAUCGGAUGCUUUCGGUGUCAAUUCAGACAUGACUUUCGGCAAUACAAUGAGCGCAACUACGCCCACCAACUCAACAUCGACCGUCAGCGCCAGCGAAGCGGCAGGCGAAGACGAUGAAGUAGAAUUGCAUGGAAUGGAUUCGGAGACAGAAGCGGCACAGGGUAUGGGCUAUGAGCACGAAGAAUUUGAGGAAGCGGAAGAGCUGGAAGAGGAGGAAGAAGCCUUUGGCGAAGAUAUGGAUUUGGAGGAAGAUGAGGAGGUUACGGAGGACGACGAAGAUGACGACGUUGAUGGAGAGGACGAAGAUGAUGAAUAUAAUGACCUUUACUAUUUCAAUGAGUAUGACGAGGCGCAUGAAGACGAUCGAGAAAAUGACGACUAUAUCACAAUGGACGAAGAUGACGCAACCGACGGUGAGGAUAGGGAUGAAUAUGAACAGCUAGUGAACGACACAUUACAAGAUGAAAUUAAUGAGUAUUGCGAUGAGGACGCUGAAACCGAGGACGAUGUGCUGCUGGUAGACGAAGUAAUUAUUGUCGAUUGAGUGCAGAGUAGUAUUUGAGGAGUAGUGACAGUGCCACUGCAGGAGGAGAAAGAUUAAUCAGCGGCGCAUGAGGAAAGCGAUAAGCGGGAUGCUCAGAAGUGAUGAGGAAUAGGAGGAAGGAUUGAAGAGUAGGACUUUACAGGGACAAACUGACACCUAUGACUUGGAACUGUCGGACGCGGCUGUGAUUUUUGUAUGCUUUGCUCUUUUAUCAUGUUCCCUGCUGAUCUUUUGUAGUUUUUCGAUCAUUUUUUUUUUUCAAAAAACAAACCAAAUAUAGGAAAUAUUUUUAUAAAAGCA